AAUAUUUGGACAUUUGAAGCUACCAUAGUUGAAAUCCGACGACGAGCAAAUUCUCACAACUAAAAUGGCUCGGAAACUCGCAUUUUCGCACUUUAUAAUGGUGUUUGCCAUUGCCAAUAUUGUGGAAGCAGAGAAAUACAGUCGGAAUGCGAAUCGUGUGGAUAAAUUGGAUCUUGAUGACAUUGACAAGUCUUCGAUGAUGGGAAGAGAAUUUAGAUCUCGACAAGUCAUUCAAGUUUGGCAGAAGGCCGAUCGUAUGAAUCUUGCACAGAACAAAAUGAAGGAUCUUCACCGGGAGUUGCUACGUAUUGACGGAAUGUACCAUAAACUAAAGAAAGAAGCCUCUGUCAAGAAUCAAGAUAAUAGAAUUAACAGAGGAGGUCUAGAAGAACCAGAUAUGGCAAUACAGAAACAGCUUAGGGAUGUCAUGCAAAAGUACGGUAUGGAUGGUACAACAGGCCGUGAGAGGAGGAUGAAGUUUGACAGUGACACCCCGUUUGAAGACCGCAAGGUUGCCCAACUCUGGCUAAAGGCACAGAAAAGUAACCAAUUCACCAAGGAAGAACUUGAGGAGCUGAAGGAAGAACUGUCCAAACAUGAAGAGAAACAGAAGUCGUUUGACAAGUUAAUGACAGAAAUUCAUGGAGAAGAUGGUACCAGGGCUAACUCUGCAGACCGCUUUGGGAACAAGAAUCCAGAGGAGGUGCGUCAGCUGCGGAUCAAAGAGAUGGAGUUGAAGCUACAGCAUCGUGAGAUUGCCAAGGAGUUUGAGAAGAUCUCAGUGAAGACAAUGCCCGAGGAAGAGAGAGGUCCAUUCACAGAGAGGCGUGUCAUUACACUCUGGCAAGAAGCAAAGAAACAAGACUUCUCCACCGAAGAUCUGGAGGCAAUCAUGAUGGAGUUGAAAGAAUUUGAGGAGAAGAUUGAGGAGCACGAUAAAGCCCACCGAGCCUCGUUGAGUGCUGAGAUCAAACACAGAUCAGACUUCAAGAAACCUGUUGAUAAGCUGAAGACCAAUGAACAGAAGAGCCUCUAUGAUAGAGCUAAGGAGAUGGGUAUUGAUAUCCACCAUACCAUGAAAAACCUUCGUCAUCGGAUCUCGCAGGGAGGCAAGUGGAAUGAGGAACUCUAAGAGAUCCUAGGCCUCCAAUCUAAAUGAGGCUCUUCACCAAAGUGCAUAUGUCUUCAAAAAAACUUAAGUCUUUCAUGAAAAAAUGUUUUUGUUUUCACACAUAGUUCAAGGCCCCAUCUUACAAAGAGUUGUGAU
Lytechinus variegatus (green sea urchin) is the source of this 1267-nucleotide messenger RNA. It is a transcript of the gene lrpap1, whose product is annotated as alpha-2-macroglobulin receptor-associated protein-like. Gene Ontology annotation, biological process: regulation of receptor-mediated endocytosis. The coding region runs from base 65 to 1132 and encodes 355 amino acids. Gene Ontology annotation, cellular component: endoplasmic reticulum; endomembrane system. Gene Ontology annotation, molecular function: receptor antagonist activity; low-density lipoprotein particle receptor binding; heparin binding. Lineage: Eukaryota; Metazoa; Echinodermata; Echinoidea; Temnopleuroida; Toxopneustidae. The record is from RefSeq and is a predicted model, not a curated record. The transcript has 7 exons.